Archocentrus centrarchus (flier cichlid) is the source of this 1176-nucleotide messenger RNA. RefSeq names its product nucleotide binding protein 2 (MinD homolog, E. coli) (gene nubp2). Gene Ontology annotation, cellular component: cytosol. The record is from RefSeq and is a predicted model, not a curated record. Bases 70 to 876 code for a protein of 268 amino acids. The transcript has 7 exons. Gene Ontology annotation, molecular function: ATP-dependent FeS chaperone activity; ATP binding; 4 iron, 4 sulfur cluster binding. Gene Ontology annotation, biological process: iron-sulfur cluster assembly. Lineage: Eukaryota; Metazoa; Chordata; Actinopteri; Cichliformes; Cichlidae.
GUGGUGCGUGACGGUCUUGGAAGUCGUUAUCUCCUUGCUGUGUGCAAGUUUGAGACCGAAAUCCAAAAUAUGGAGGAAACUAAUGAUGGAAAUUUGUCCCAGGUCCGGCACGUUGUGUUGGUGCUGUCAGGGAAGGGAGGAGUGGGAAAGAGCACCAUCACCACAGAGCUGGCCCUGGCUCUCAGGCAUGCUGGGAAGAAGGUUGGCAUCCUCGACAUUGACCUUUGUGGGCCCAGCAUUCCUCACAUGCUUAGCGUGGGCCGGCCUGACGUGCACCAGUGUGACUCAGGUUGGGUGCCAGUCUACACUGAUACCCAGAAGAGCCUGGCCCUUAUGUCCAUUGGUUUCCUGUUGGAGGAUCCGGAUGAAGCUGUGGUGUGGAGGGGUCCCAAGAAAACAGCUUUAAUUGGCCAGUUUGUGUCAGAUGUAGCCUGGGGAGAGCUGGACGUGCUGCUGGUGGACACGCCGCCCGGGACGUCUGACGAGCAUUUGGCUGUGCUAGAAAACCUUAAAAAACACAGAAUGGAUGGAGCCAUUUUGGUCACCACCCCUCAGGCGGUAUCCACAGGGGAUGUUAGAAGAGAAAUCACCUUCUGCAAGAAGACAGGUGUUCGGAUUCUGGGCAUCGUAGAAAACAUGAGUGGCUUCGUUUGUCCACACUGCUCUGAGUGCAGUAACAUAUUCUCAAAGGGUGGUGGUGAAGAGCUGGCCAAACUGACCGGGUCUGUGUUUCUAGGUUCUGUGCCCUUGGAUCCUCUUCUCAGCGCCAGUAUAGAAGAGGGCAGAGACUUUGCACAGUCAUUUCCUGACAGUGCCACCUUCAGUGCCAUUAGCAGCAUUUCUCAAACUUUGCUCAACAGCCUGCAAAGUGUUUGAGACAUAAGUUUUGCUCAAAGUUGUCUCCAUUUUUUCGGUGUAUAACACAAAAGUGUCAUGCAGAAUUAUUUUGUAGUCAUGGAAGGUCUGUUGACUUCUUGUCCGUCAUAGUUAAAGCCUUGUGUAAAUAUUUACUGAUCAUGCUGUCAGUCAUUAUCAGACUGGCACAGACUUUGUGCACAGCUGUCUGCUGAAGCUGCACAUGUUGUGCUUUGAAGAUUGUCAUCUGAGUGCUGAAUCUUUUUUUUGUAUGCAAUUGUCAUAAAAUGGUAAGCCAUGCUGCCUGUAAAAACUUCAAAU